ACUUAAUUAGCGAUUACAUAAAUGCACAGAAAGAUGUAAGAGAAACAUAAAUCGUUAUUUAUACUUUGCAGUUAAACAUACUUCGAUUCAGCAAGCAACCGUGUAAUUUCGUUUAAUUUCGUUGCGUCAUUUCGAUCUAUAGAUCUCGGUUAUCAAAUAUGUAAUACGUCACACGAACCGUUCCGAUAACCCGGAAUCGAAAGGCAGAGAUCAACAUAUCAAACUGAAAUUUAUUUUGAUUUGCUUAAUUCAACGAGACAGUAAUAUUCAUAGCGUUUCGUUUAAUUCGUGAAUUACGAUGGUACCGUCGAAAAAUUUAAUUAACUCAGUAAACGAUGCUGUGUCCGAGACUUUAUCAGGAUUGUCAUACACAUAUCCACAAUUGGAAUACCACGUAUCGCACAGAGUUGUAAUGUCUUCAGAUUAUAGAAAUCGUCGAGAUAAAGUGGUUUUAGUCUGUGGUGGUGGUAGUGGACAUGAACCAUUCGCUGCAGGUUUUGUUGGUAGCGGCAUGUUGACAGCUUCUAUAGCGGGAUCUAUUUUUUCAGCACCUCCAUCCAUUCACAUCACGUAUGCUCUUCAGCGCAUCGCAGAAAACAGCAAAGUUGGUAUUGUAAUAGUAGUGCCUAAUUAUACGGGAGAUUGUUUGAAUUUUGGUAUAGCGAUCGAGAAAGCUCGACAAGCGGACAUCACGGUAAAAUUAAUAAUAACAUGUAUGUGA
This is a messenger RNA of Pogonomyrmex barbatus (red harvester ant), 721 nucleotides long. Its product is annotated as triokinase/FMN cyclase. NCBI's taxonomy places the organism in Eukaryota, Metazoa, Arthropoda, Insecta, Hymenoptera, Formicidae. Gene Ontology annotation, molecular function: glycerone kinase activity. The record is from RefSeq and is a predicted model, not a curated record. Gene Ontology annotation, biological process: glycerol catabolic process. Gene Ontology annotation, cellular component: cytosol.